AAGAACUUGAAAGGGUGGACAGUUUCACUCAAAGGAUAAAAGAAAAAGAUUUGUCCUCGCAAGUGUCACAUCUCAGUACUAAAGCUCAGUUGGACAUCAUGAACCUAUUGGAUGACGACGAAGAGGAAUUGGAAUUUGAUAUUGUUAACAUUGAUACACAUUUGUUAAGAAUACCUCGGUUGCUCUCUUAUGAAGAAUUAUCAAAAGCAGCGAUGGGCGGAGUUGCUAAUUUAUCUAAAAUAUUAGACGAUAGACGUCGAGACUCUUUGUCUUUUACCGAUGAUAAGUGUGUAAAGAAAGACAAAAUGAAAAAAUCAUUGUCAUCUGCGCCUCCGGGCAAGAUGCCUGAACCGCCGAGGUAUUCCGGUCCGCCAAAUGCUUUUAUUAUUGAACUGUUCGCAAUGCAUCCGGAUUAUGAUGAAAGAUUCGGUUUUCAGUUGCUAGAAGCGGCGUUUGAAACGCUUCCAGGCAGAGAUUAUUGCGUUAUGUGCUUACCUUCAAGCGAACCAUCUUUCCCUUUGCUUGAACAUUUCACGCUUGUAACACCUUAUAACACUAGCGGACGUUUCGUGAAUGAAUCUCUAUUUGUUGCGCAUAUAAAUUCUGUUAAAGGUGAGGUGAGUGUGCGUUUUGCGGAGGAGUACGACAUGCAGUACCUGAGCGACAUCCUGGAGCACGCGCCGCGCAAAAACGACUUGCUUGAGCUGAUCGAAUCCAGCUUCUCAAGCGAUGCGCUCGACACUUACGUACUGGCCAGCAGGAACCAACCCGUCGGAGUCGUCGUGCUCGCGCCUGUGGAAGAUCCUAUAUCCUUGCGGGUUCAAUACUCCUUAGAACCCGAACCAUACCGUGCUGGAAGUGAUGGCAAUAUUUUGGCGGGCGUUCUGUCUCCUGCAAUAGAACCACACAGUCGUUGGUACAUGCGCGAUGUCCUGCGUCAAAGUCCUUAUACACAAUUAUUCUGGACCUGUCGUCUCUUGGCCAAAGGAGAUUCAAGUCCUGUUCGCAACCUGAUGUCAAUGGCAAGUCACAUGAUGCCUGUACCCCCAUACCGUCAUGCUGGCAAAAACGAUAAGGACAAGAGUUACAAGGAAAGUUCGGCACCAUUCGCGCUGUGGACAGUAGACCGGCCGAUGACCAGUCUGCCAAAGAUCUACAUCAACCGGAACAUAGUAGUCGUUGGGGCCAGCCGCACUGGUCUUUCAUUUUUAGAGACAUUGAUAAUGGGGCCAACAUCCCCGUACUUGACUUUUACAAAUAUAACACUGGUAUCGGAACACGGAUUGCCGACUGUGGGCGAGUGUCUACGCGCUGCGGACCGCUGCGUGCCGCGUGAUGGUCGCUACACUGACAGAUACCUGAAGAGUGUGCCUUACUACUUCUACAUGGAUGUUGUCCCUGGGAUCAUGGUUAAAAUUGACAGGCAGAAGAAAUGCAUCUAUUUGAAAGGCGGGCUGGUGAAGCAUUAUGACGACCUAGUGUUGACGUGUGGUCAGCAGUUCCAACAUCCGGAUUACUUGAAGGAGCAGUUAGCGCGAGAUCGAUUGUUAAAGGAAAAAAAAAUUAACUGUGACAAAUUACCUAUGGACAAUCCAUUGUAUCGACCUGACAGAGUCUCAGCGUUCACGGAGAUGCCGGAGAACUUGAUGCUUAUUAACUCACUGUUCGACGCAAAUACGGGCCUCAGAAAAUUACUGAGGAUGAUAAGUGAUUUAAAAGAGUCAUUCAACGGUUUAAAUGAAGACAAUAAAAUUAUAGUUUACGGUGACUGUAUAGAUGCCUACUCUUGUAUCGCUGCAUUACUCGAAUUAGGAAUUGCAGCUGAUAUGAUCACGUUUGUCGAACCAUUCCCUCCUGAAAAUACUAAUGCUUUGAGAGUAAACUGCUUUAAUAACGAAACAGUGGACGAGCGAGUACAAUCUAGUAUAUCAGAGUUAGGCAUCCAAGUGUACAGGCGCUGUUACUACACGGGUUGGAAGUUAUCAGGCAGUCGCAUAGAGCUGCUGCAUUUCAUGACGUACACGCAGGCAAUUACCCUCUCUUGUUUUGCAUUCUUCUACUACGACAUUAAGGCUAUUGAUGUCAACUCUUUUAAAGCAAUAACGGAGAGCGGAUUGGUAUAUGAUGGUGGGUUGGUGGUGGGCACUGGCUUUGAGACGAACGACCCGAGUGUGCACGGCGCGGGCACGUGCACAAAGUACUCGCGUCGGUUGUACGCGCAAGCACAAGCGCAGAAGUAUUACUGCUCAGAGGACAUUGGCGAAGCGUUGGCAGCACUAUUCCUACAAAAAUUAGAUCCUUUUAUGAAUUCGAUCACAGAUCUUGAUCUUUGCCCAUCGGAAAUUAUCUCACGAUACAGCUCCAGUGUUCUAGGAUGUAAAAGUUCUGUUUACGGCAGCACCUACAGUAGUGAAUCGCGAUUCCAACUACCUACAUGUAGACGUUGGCAGCCAGUGAUGAAAUUCUAUUCGCCAAUAACACAUUCAGCCACAUUGCCGGGUCCUCUCUAUUACCUGAAAAUUAGGAGGCCUGGGAUUGAAAUACCAAUGGCUGUGCAAAUGGAAUUACCACUACAGGGUCAUACUUUACUAACGGAUAAAAACGGCAACUAUUUCCGCUUGCAACUGAACGCACUGCACUGCAUUGUGUUGGUCACGUGCUUGUCUAAGAAACCAUUCCCAUCAGAGAACCUCGCACAGCUGUUCGGGAAACAUGAGGCAUUCUUUAAUAAGCUACUAGUUAGAUACCAGAUGAAACAGAUAGAUGAUUUGUACGAAUUCUUCUCGCAACCUUGGAUGUCAGCGAUGUAUCACAUGACGUUUAAGAACUUAAUGAACGAUAUAAAUGACCAAGAUGUGGGCACUGUGUACGAUCUUUUGAAAUCAACAUUCUAUCUACUCGGAGAUAACCGACCAGCCGCGGAAUCUGAGUAUGGUAUAGAUGCUGUCUAUUCUGGAUAUGGACCCGCUGACGUGCAAGAUCUGGGUACUUUCCGUUCGGUUAUAGAUAAGUUCGUCGGAAGAACGAGCCAUGAAGUGGCUAACGUGCCCGAGAAUAUACCUUCGGAAUGUGGGCAAAGCGCCGCCAUACGUGACGAGGCUCUCGGAUUCUGGAAGGCAGUGGGUGGAGAGCGUAUCGUAGUAGCGCAUCUCUCCCGUUAUCUUAAACAGAACUACGCUACAAACCCGCAGUAUGCUCUGCCUAAAUCUGAAUGAUUUUACUGCUUAUUUUAUAUUAUUUAUACACUGAUGACUUACCCAUGGCAUCUUGCCGCAUACCGACUGCGGACAUGUUGGCGCUGUGGCCCAUGGAGAAGCCCUGCGGCAUGGGG
Molecule: messenger RNA, 3331 nt
Organism: Papilio xuthus (Asian swallowtail)
Lineage: Eukaryota; Metazoa; Arthropoda; Insecta; Lepidoptera; Papilionidae
Product: cilia- and flagella-associated protein 61
Exons: 26
Coding region: 99-3215 (1038 amino acids)
Source: RefSeq, a predicted model, not a curated record